This is a messenger RNA of Boeremia exigua, 2511 nucleotides long. RefSeq lists its product as uncharacterized. Bases 423 to 2243 code for a protein of 606 amino acids. The transcript is spliced from 2 exons. Lineage: Eukaryota; Fungi; Ascomycota; Dothideomycetes; Pleosporales; Didymellaceae. The record is from RefSeq and is a predicted model, not a curated record.
UGCACGUUAACGACAUUGCAAUGCGUUCCUUCCAUUGGAUGUCUCAGAGUGGGCAACUAUCGCAAGAGGCGUCGUUCAUCUGUACCUAGGAUGAAUGUCGACCUGUCGCGUGGUGACCCGGGAGAAGUGCUGAAGGCUGGGACGACAAACCUGACUGAACCUGCGGACAGACGCACAAAGACCUUCUGGAACACAGACAACACAUCAACUGCGGCUUGCUUCUAGUCUUCAAUCCCUCUUACAGUGUCGCUUGUCGCUGCCUCUCGUCACUGUGUUUUUUCCUCAUUCGUUCACUUUUGUCAUUUUUCUGCAAGGCAAGACCCGCGGGCUAUUUCAUUGCCGCUUCGUUCGUUUUCAACAAGAGUGUGCGCCUCCUGGAUUGAGAUGGAAUUUUAGCUGCCUGGUUUGCAGUAUUCAGUAAUAUGGAGUCCCACAGUAGGAAGAAUUCGUGGUUGACGAUUGGAGUCAACGGAUGCUGUGCAUCGAGGGAUGAUGUUGCGUCUGAGAAGAAAGGGCACAAUGGCCGGUCAGCUGCGCGGAUCUACGAUCAGCCUCAAGCCAUGCCUGUCUCCCCAACGAACCCUCUGGCGCCGCGACCAACAACCGGUCAAAUGAUGAGCCAACAUAUCUCGCAAUGGGUCACAAGUAGUCGCGAAUACGCUGCGAGAGCAUCAUCACGAGCAAGCCUGUCCACUCUCACCCGGCCAAAACAAUCACAUUCUCGACCCAGUAUCAGCGCGCCUACCAACUUCCGACACUUUGAUGGCUUUGAUAGCGUGGAGUUCAUGGUCACCGACGCACCGUCGAAUAGCAGACGCCGCAGUUUUCGUCCUCUGCAGCUGUCAAUAUACGGUAGUGGCGGACACGGACAACUAUCACCGCUCCCUAAUUUCCAUGAAGAGGACAGUUGGUCGCAGAAGCCAUCACCGCUAAGCAUGCCCGCGCCGGCGCGAGUUCGCGGAGGUGAAUUGGCGUACCUCUCCAACCCAUCGUCAUACAGUAUUCCAAGGAAGCCCGUUGGUUCUGGUUCGAGACGUGCCAGCGUGCAGAGCGUACAGAGUAUGACGACCCACGAGAGGAGAUUCUCAGGCUCGACGGUUGGUACAGUUGCCACACCUGCCUUGCCAUCCUGGAGCGAAGAGCCGAAGGCCAGCGUCGAGUCGGUUGUUCGUGGCGCUGGGAUGUUGCGACGCUCACGCACAUCCGCAUCAAAUACUCCAGCCCGUGUCCUCUCUCGUCUCCCUUCACCUUCCCGCAAUCGAGCCAACACCGCACCUUCAAGACCCGCCAGCCUCCGUCGAGCCAAUACCGACGUUGACGAAGCUAUUCGCGAGCUCAACACGAUCGUGGAAGAGCGUCGUGCCUCAACCUACCGCUCUCAGAUUCAGGCUCCCGCGCUCAACAACCGUAUUCCUCCCUCUCCGUCUCAUCACGUGCCACACUUUGCCCCCUCAAUGCGCAUGCAUGUCCGCUCAGAAACCCUCUCAGACAUUGGCUCCGCUUUUUCUGUCCCUCUCGUCAACAAGGCUCUCCCCAGCCCUCCUUCAGACUCAACUCCUGCUCUCCGCCGGGCACCAAAUUUCUCCCUCUACCCGCCAGCGCGCAACUUCACCGGUCCAUUGACUUCGAACCCCAUCACCCCGCCUCCCCCCAAGACUGCCAGUUCAACGUCCACAACUUCGCUCCACCGUUUGAGCAACUGGCUGCGCCGUUCGUCAUCGCGCCCCACCACGCCCAAGGCAAAGGAUCUGACACCAUUCUACAAAGUCGAAGUCGAAGUCCCAACUCUCCCCGUUCUUCCGUCGCGCGCCAGCACAGUGGAGAGCCGCACUACAUACCACGUGCGCCAGGACUCGCAGGACUCGAACGACAGCACCGAGACCAGCGCUACCACGGUGACACUCGUAUCAAGCUACUCGAUGACGCGGUCGGCGAGUCCCGAGGAAGACCUGGACGCCGCCGCCCACGCGCGCGCAGACGUACUCAAGGGCAACGGGCGCCAGCGCCGCAUCCCCGCGCCCCUCGUCUUCAACACAGGAGACAAGGACAUUGAAGCCGCACUAGCCACCACCACAAGCACCCGCAGCACGCGAGGCCUCCGCGAGAUGUGGCCUCCUGUGUCUCCGCACUCGCAUAUCCUGCCGGGCCAGGAGCUGUUCGCGAAAGAAGUCGGGCUGCACAGCGGCCGGAGAUUUCCGCCCAGUCCGCACAUGCAUGUCAGCAUGGUCGGCGUCGCAUUCUAAGCGUUGGGAUUCGUGCCGGCACACCCUCCUUGUCUGCGCCGCACCGCACGCCGCAGACACAUCACUUUAGCUGUGACUUUGGUCACCCAUAUCAUAUAGCGUAUUUAUUCACUAGCCCAGGGCACAUACCCUCCGCGUUCGCGGAUGCCCGGGCGUAUUUCAGUUCACUUCGAUGGAUAUACCCCUUUCCGAUGCCGACGCUAGGAGCGUCGAUGUCGCUAUUUUAGUUUUAGUAGUGCAAGACGAACGAAUACAAUAAUCUUCCUCG